AUGUCAAUAUCAGUUGACAGUAAUAAUCUUAGUUUUGUUAACGAUUUGAAUCCUGGGAAGGAUAUGUGGAACAUGAAGGCGAGAAUUAUUCGAAAAUGGAAUCAGGGUUACAAGAUGGAGAUCAUCUUCAUUGAUGAGAAGCUGCAAGAAGAUGCUGUUGUGAUUCUGUCAAAAUUUGGUGUUCGUGAGAAUAAAGAUUUAUAUAAAGUAGUAGUGCAGCCUUAUAAAAUCAACUUUUAUAGAUGCACAACUAUUACUCCUGUGAGAGAUUGGCAAGGUGUUGAGUAUGGUUUCAAUUUCAGAGCUUAUGAAGAUAUUCUUGAAGGAGAGGCGUUAAACGCUUUGAGUGUUGAUGUUGCUGGAUCUGUGAUUUGUUGUGGAGAUCUUGAAAUCUUUGAUCGACCUCCAAAGGAGACUAAGAAGAUGAAUUUCGAGAUUGAAGAUUUGGAGGGUAAGGUUUUGCGGUGUACUGUGUGGAAUGAUUAUGCUCUGCAGAUUAAUGACUUCAUUUCUAAAAUCCCACCUCAUGAGCAUGUGAUGGUUGUUAUACAGCAUGGAAAGUGUAAGAAAUGGAAAGGUGAAUAUACUGUUCAAAGUGAUAAGUUUGCAACACAAAUUUUUCUGAAUGAAGAAAUUGAUGAAGUUAAUGAGCUAAGGAGGAGGCAUAUACUGAAGUUUGGACAAGGGAGUGGUUCUACUUCUCAAACGAUACUAUCGUCUCAGAGUGUUUUUCCAUUACAUAAAGAAUUUGUAACUGAAGGUGUGAAGAAACAUGUUGAUGAGAUUAGCGAGAUAGAAAAGGAAGUGUCUUGUGUUGUGGUUGCGACAAUUAAGAUUGUGCAAGAAGAGUAUGGUUGGUUUUAUGCUGCCUGUCGUAAGUGUUUCAAGAAGAUGAUAUUCUUCGAUUGCCUGCGACUUCUUUGGUUUGUAUCAAAUGUCAUACUGAAUGUACAUUGA
Molecule: messenger RNA, 957 nt
Organism: Helianthus annuus (common sunflower)
Lineage: Eukaryota; Viridiplantae; Streptophyta; Magnoliopsida; Asterales; Asteraceae
Exons: 8
Coding region: 1-957 (318 amino acids)
Source: RefSeq, a predicted model, not a curated record